UACGACGCAGGGGCACCGCUUCUAGAAACUGGGGCACCGCUUGGGGUGAACAUGGUGCAGGCCGGCGCAGAGGGGCAGGACCUACUGGAAGAAUUUGCAGACGUUUUCGAAGAGAAGCUGGGGUGCUGCCAGGGCCCACCAGUAAAGCUGUACAGGAAGGAAGAUGCGCGACCCCGUUUUUGUAAGGCGAGGCCGGUGCCCUACGCGCUUCGCGACAAGGUGUCGGCGGAAAUCAACCGCCUGGAGAAGGACGGCGUGCUCUCGCCGGUCAGCGUGUCGGAAUGGGCUACACCUGUUGUUCCGGUGGCAAAGAAAAACGGCGAGAUACGACUGUGCGGGGAUUUUAAGUUGACGGUAAAUCCAGCUACACACCUGGAGCGAUACCCCUUGCCUAAAAUUGACGACAUUUUUGCGGCGUUAUAUGGGGGGGAACUCUUCACCACGCUGGACUUACGCAACGCGUACAAUCAGCUUCCUCUUGACGAAGAGGCUCGAAAGAUGACUGUGCUGAACACGCACCAAGGCUUGUACUGUUACAAUCGUCUGGCCUUCGGCAUUGCGUCCGCACCGGCUCUGUUUCAACGGCGCAUCGAGUCCCUCCUGCAAGGGCUCCCAAGGGUGCAAGUCUACUUGGAUGACAUCGUCAUCGCAGAAAAGAAACACGACACGUCGACACUCCGGCAGGUGCUGCAGCGGCUACGGGAAAACGGCCUGAAGUUAAACCGAGCCAAGUGCCGUAUCCGGGAGAAGCAAGUGUCCUUUUUGGGCCACAGAAUCGAUGCCCAAGGUCUUCAUCCGGAGCGGACCAACCUCGAGGCAGUGACCGAAGCUCCAAGACCGACCUCGAUGGCCACCCUGACUACGCGGGACAGCCUGCUUCGCCAAGUAAAAGCCUGGAUUUACGCCGGAUGGCCGUCGCACCUGCGCCCGGAGCAGCACCAGUUCCUACCGUACUUCAGCCGCAGAUCUACCCCUAUGAAAGAGGGCAAGUCGCCAGCCGAGUUGUUGUUAGGCUUCAGGCCCAGGACAAGGCUAACCGGCUUCUUCUCGAGGGGCGAGGAAGCGCAGCACAGCGUGGUCGAGCCGCAAGCCCCGGCCACGACACCACCGCCAUUUUCGCCAGGAAUGCCGGUCUGGUCACGCCAGUUCCAGCCGAGGCGGAGAUGGCUACCGGGGACUGUGGUCUCCAGUGAGGGUCGGCGCAUGGUCACGCUACGCACACCGGACGGCCAACAGAGACGGCACCUGGACCAGCUGCGACCUCGAGACGCUUCAGGGUCCCCGGAAGGCGCUGACAAGGCACGUCGAGUCGCCGGCCGGUCGGAGGUGGGAGCAAGGCCGCCCAGCACCGACGAAAGAGAGGUCGCCACCAACGGCGAUCCCGAGGUGACGCCCACAGCAGACCCGGUUCCUCUCAGGCGCUCUACGCGCCUGCGGAAGCCGCCGGACCGUUUGAACUUAUAGGGGGGAGGGGAUGCUGUAUCGCCGUACGGCUGCGUCACCGCAACCACGAGCGCCGCGUUCCAGCGCAUGCCCGUGCCGGACAUACGUCACCGGCGCGGGAGGUAAAAAGAGAGCGCUUGCCAAUAAACUACGUUUUCAUGUCCCGG
This is a messenger RNA of Ixodes scapularis (black-legged tick), 1610 nucleotides long. RefSeq lists its product as uncharacterized. The record is from RefSeq and is a predicted model, not a curated record. The transcript is spliced from 3 exons. Bases 52 to 1464 code for a protein of 470 amino acids. Lineage: Eukaryota; Metazoa; Arthropoda; Arachnida; Ixodida; Ixodidae.